AUGGCUCCUCCGGGACGACGACGACGUUCCUCAGGGCGAUUCUUAUCAUUAUACUUUCUCUUCUCCCUCCUUGCGUUCCUCCUUCUCGCAGCUCUUCCCGUCCAAGUUUCCGCGGCUGGCUCCGCAAUCAUAGGAAUCGAUCUUGGGACAGAAUACAUAAAGGCAGCUCUAGUAAAGCCAGGGGUACCCCUCGAAAUCGUGUUGACUAAGGAUUCCAAGAGAAAGGAAGCUGCCGCUGUGGCAUUCAAGCCGGCUCGUGAACAGAAUGCCGUUUUUCCUGAGCGAUUUUAUGGUGGUGAUGCGCUCUCGCUUGCCUCUCGAUUCCCCGACGAUGUUUUCCCUAAUCUGAAAGUUCUCCUGGGUAUUCCGUUUAACGCUGGAAUUCAGAGCUCCGAUGGAAAAAAUGAAAAUGCAGUUGAGAUAUACAGGAGCCGGUAUCCCGCCAUUGAUAUUGGAGAGAUUCCACACCGGGGUACUGUUGGGAUUAAAAGCAAUAAGCUGGGAGAAGAUCGAGGUCAGGAACGUUUUAUGGUGGAGGAGUUAUUGGCAAUGCAGUUGAAACAGGUUAAAGCUAACGCGGAGGCGAUGGGUGACCGGAGGUCUCAAAUCGAGGAUGCUGUCAUCACCUUCCCGCCAUUCUAUACUGCAGAGGAGAAACGGAGUGUUGAAUUAUCAGCGGAGUUGGCCGGGCUCAAUGUUAUCGCAAUGAUCAGUGAUGGCUUGGCUGUUGGCGUCAACUAUGCUACGAGUCGAACUUUCCCCAGUGUAUCGGAAGGAAACAAGCCAGAGUAUCAUGCUGUGUACGACAUGGGUGCUGGUUGUACCUCUGCGACUGUUCUCCGGUUCCAGAGCCGGUCCGUCAAAGACGUUGGCCGAUUUAACAAAACCGUUCAAGAAGUUCAAGUUAUAGGCAGUGGCUGGGAUAAGACCUUGGGGGGGGAUGCGCUUAAUCAACUGAUUGUUGACGACAUGAUCGAGAAAUUCCUUGCUACUGAAAAGCUGAAGGAUGACUCCACACGGGAAAAACUUAGAGCCCAUGGACGGACAAUGGCAAAGCUUUGGAAAGAGGCGGAAAGAGUUAGACACGUUUUGAGCGCCAACUCGGAAACUACAGCGUCAUUUGAAGGUCUAUAUCACGAUGAUGUGAAUUUCAAGUAUCAAAUUACAAGAUCUGAGUUCGAGAAACUUUCAAAAACUCAUGCUGCUCGUGUCUCAGCACCAUUGAUUGAGGCUUUGGCAUCGGCGAAACUCUCAUUGAAAGAUUUGGAUUCUGUCAUUCUUCAUGGAGGAGCUAUUAGGACGCCAUUUGUGCAGAAAGAGCUUGAGUCAACCUGCAAAGGAUUCACCAAUCUAAGAAGCAAUGUGAAUGCUGAUGAAGCGGCCGUUUUUGGCGCAACAUUUAAAGGCGCAGCUCUCAGCCGAUCCUUCCGUGUCAAAGAUAUCAGAGCAGGAGAUAGUUCUGGGUUCGCUGUCGGAAUGAAAUGGAAAUCCGGAGACAAGGAGAUGCGUCAAAAUCUUUUCACACCUUACUCAACAAUUGGGACUGAAAAACAGGUGACAAUGAACAACUUGGAGGACUUUGAUUUCAGUUUAUAUCAGCAGCUUACGCAGAAUGGCAAAUUGGUGGACGCACCUCUAGUAGGCAUCGAAACGACGAACUUGACUCAAUCAGUGGCCACCCUGAAAAAUACAUUCGGCUGUGCUCCCGCAAAUAUCACUACCAAACUUUCCAUCCAACUUAGGCCCCUCGACGGUAUUCCUGAACUUGUGUCUGCAAUUGUCAGCUGCCAGCGCAUAAGCGAGGAGAAAAAGGGUGUGGUUGAAGAUGUAAAAGAAUUCUUUGGCUUGGGCUCUAAGAAGAAUGACCAACAACCACUUCAAGAUGACCCGGCCAAAGAGUCCGUCACUCCGGGCUCUAAAUCCUCAGCGGCUGCUUCUGCAUCUACUACUACGGCUUCUUCCUCUGCCGGUAAAUCUGCAUCUGCAAGUUCAGCUGUGGAGCCAGAAAUAGAAACCUCCAAAGGUAGUAAAGGAAAAACUGAGACCAUACCAAUCGCCUUCAACACCUUUGUCCUGGGCAUAAAGCCACCUUCAGAAACCGACCUGGCGCGCAUAAAGGGUCGUCUUACCUCAUUCGACGUCUCCGACUAUGCCCGUUUUAAGCGUGAAGAAGUUUUCAAUAACCUUGAAGCAUUCAUUUACCAAACACAGGAACUCGUCGACGAUGAGGCCUUCCUAAGAGUGAUACCCGCAGAUGACCUCGCCAAGCUGAAGGAAACUCUCGCAGAAGCAAGCGAGUGGUUAUAUGGAGACGGAACAGAUGCAACCCUGAAGGACAUCAAAACAAGACUAGACAGGUUGAAGCAAUAUGUUGACCCCGCCCUGAAACGGAAAAAUGAAUACUCCCUUCUUCCCUCCAAAAUAGAAGCGCUACAGAAAGUCCUUAGAAACGCGAAGACUUUUGUAGAUGCUAUCCAAAAAGAAGUAGAUGCGCAGGAGAGUAUUCGCUCUUCCUCAGAAUCAGCUUCACCAGCAGCCUCUACACCAUCCAAUGAACCGCCUGCCCCGUCCUCGUCGGAUGAUUUCGUCUCUCUUGAAGACGAAUCCACCUCCACAACAACAACUAACACGCCAUCUCCCAAAGCCACCCAGUCAUCCCUUUUCGCGGGGAUCGACGUCUCGUCACUUGCAAACACCCAGGCCAGUAUAAUGUCAUGGCUCGAGAAGCAACUCCCACUUCAAGAGCAGCUGAGCCAGUACGAAGACCCAAUCCUAACUACGGCGUCAAUAGAGGCAAAACUUCGAGAGUUGGAACUGGAAUUGAAUAAAGUUAUGACAAAGAUGACUGGUUCUGGUGGUGAGAGCCGUAAAAAUAACAGCGGGCGCUCUGGUGGUGAUGGGAAAUCGAAGCAGAAGACUGGGAAGGAGAAGAACAAAGACAAACAACAGGAGACACCGAAGGAGUCGCAGAAGGAGAAGGAGAAGGAGAAGAAGAAAGGCCGAGAUGAGUUGUAACAAUAGUCAUCAUGGUCAGUGUCAAUUUUUCUUUUUUAUUUUUUUCUGGCACCUCCUGAUUUUGCCGUGUCCUGUUAAAUGUUUGUCAAUAUCAUUAUAAGUCUCACCUUCGAUGUAUUAUGGCUUCCUCCUGUGUUUCAUUAAUCCUUUAAAUAAAAUCAAACAUAUACCUGUGUUACUAUAUUUUUUACAUCAUAUGUUCCCAAACUGCAAACAAUGCAGAAAACAAAACGCUACUCAGCACAUGAUACAAGGGGCCGCAUUGAAUGUACUAUACUUUGCAAUAUCAUCGCAGAAGGCAGUUUUCAUUC
Messenger RNA from Histoplasma capsulatum G186AR, 3326 nucleotides. Its product is annotated as hsp70-like protein. Gene Ontology annotation, molecular function: ATP-dependent protein folding chaperone; ATP binding. The transcript has a single exon. Gene Ontology annotation, biological process: negative regulation of hypoxia-induced intrinsic apoptotic signaling pathway; endoplasmic reticulum unfolded protein response; cellular response to hypoxia. The record is from RefSeq and is a predicted model, not a curated record. Gene Ontology annotation, cellular component: endoplasmic reticulum chaperone complex. The coding region runs from base 1 to 3015 and encodes 1004 amino acids. NCBI's taxonomy places the organism in Eukaryota, Fungi, Ascomycota, Eurotiomycetes, Onygenales, Ajellomycetaceae.